CGGAAGUGGCGUAGCGGCAGGGAGGGGUUCUUUACCCGGUCCGGCAGCUGAAGCUCGGCUCUCGGGUUACCCCUGCAGCGACGCCCCCUGGUCCCACCGAUACCGCUGUUGCUCCCGCCCCUUCGCUCCUCGGCCGCGCAAUGGGCACCCGCGACGACGAGUACGACUAUCUCUUCAAAGUUGUCCUUAUUGGAGAUUCUGGUGUUGGAAAGAGUAAUCUCUUGUCUCGAUUUACUCGGAAUGAAUUUAAUCUCGAAAGCAAGAGCACCAUUGGAGUAGAAUUUGCAACAAGAAGCAUCCAGGUUGAUGGGAAAACAAUAAAGGCACAGAUAUGGGACACAGCGGGACAAGAGCGAUACCGAGCUAUAACAUCAGCAUACUAUCGUGGAGCUGUGGGUGCCUUAUUGGUUUAUGACAUUGCUAAACAUCUCACAUAUGAAAAUGUAGAACGAUGGCUGAAAGAACUAAGAGAUCACGCUGAUAGUAACAUUGUUAUCAUGCUUGUGGGCAAUAAGAGUGAUUUGCGUCAUCUCAGGGCAGUACCUACAGAUGAAGCAAGAGCUUUUGCAGAAAAGAAUGGUUUGUCAUUCAUUGAGACUUCCGCUCUAGACUCUACAAAUGUAGAAGCUGCUUUUCAGACAAUUCUGACAGAGAUCUACCGCAUUGUUUCCCAGAAGCAAAUGUCAGACAGACGUGAAAAUGACAUGUCUCCAAGCAACAAUGUGGUUCCUAUUCAUGUUCCACCAACCACUGAAAACAAGCCAAAGGUGCAGUGCUGUCAGAACAUAUAAGGCGUUUCUCUUCUCCCCUAGAAGGCUGUGUAUAGUCCAUUUCCCAGGUCUGAGAUUUAAAUAUAUUUGUAAUUCUUGUGGUCACUUUGUGUUUUAUUACUUCCUCAUACUUCUGAAUUUUUCCAUGUCUUAAGUCUUUUGAUUUUAGCUUUAUAAAAUCAUCCACUUGUCCCGAAUGACUGCAGCUUUUUUUCAUGCUAUGGCUUCACUAGCCUUAGUUUAAUAAACUGAAUGUUUGGAUUCCUCAGUUAUUGUUUACUUUUCAUCAUGGAAGCCUGUCACUGUAGGACAUAAUAGAACUUGAUCGCUUGAAGCUCAGACCUGUUGGUCUUGAUCAAAUCAAACUAAGAAGACUUUAGAAGAAAUAAGCUAUCAUUUUGCCACAGAGCAGCAUAUAAUGAGCAGCUUAUAAUUCAUACACUCUUCUCUCAAUGCAGUGUAUACUUCCACAAAUCUAAGAAUUGCCCUAUAAACAUAGCAAGAUUUUGAGAGCUUGAAAAUUUUCCAUUAUUCUGGAAGUCACUUUCUAAAAUGCCUUAAUAGGGUUAAGUAGUUUAGUGAAUUUUGUUUUUUAAUUUUUCUAAGCAUCAAAGCUGAUUAGAGGGGGACACGUUUUUCUGGACAAGAAUGAUCUUAAUAAACAUAAAAGACUUCUGUGGUCUCAGUAGCAGUGUGGUUAUGGAGCCAUAUGUUAUACAAUGCUGCCUGGCAGGCUGGGAACUCAAGAGACUGGUGGAAUUCCAUCUGAGAUGCCUCUGUCGCAAUGAUCAGGCAGCCCAAAUCACUGAACUUCUCUAAUUUCCCAGCAGUAGAUUAUGUGGCAUUUUAUUGCUCAGGCAAUAAUUGGUUUAAUGCUGUUAGUAUCAAAUUGUGAAGUGUUAAUUUUGUCUUAAAUGAAAUGCAACCUAGUUAUCACUAACUAUCAGCAGGCAUGGAUAAUUAUUUUGACAAUGCUGAUUUUGAGUUUUGCAAUAUAUUAUGGAAUACAGUCCAGUUAAAUUUCUGGUUUCAGUAUGUCUAGGAAUAUAGUGAGAGGUUAAUUUCUGCUCAAGUGGUACCACUUAAAGGCAUGUAUUCUUUUAGUACAUAGUACUUUGAGUUUAAAUAGAAUGUAUUUAGGCAUUAUACCAACCUGAAAUACUUUUUCCCACUACAUUAUUGAAAUCAGUGGAGCAACUAGUUUCCCAUUUAGAAAUGUGCACACUAAUAUUGAGUUUUACUUUCUUGUGGAUAAUUUUAAGCACUUACUCUGCAGUGUUUUGAAAGUUGUGUCAACUGAAGUGAUGCUAUUCAGGAUGGUGGACUAUCCCCCAAAUACAAAAUAUAUAUGUGUGUGGGCUUGCAUAGAUUACUGUGUUUCAUAGUUAAUCAGUCUUUUGCGGUGCUCAUGACGUGUGAGGCACACGGAAGGCAUUGCUGUGGUCAGUCUUUUUGGUUUUCUUCUGUAGCCAUUUAUUAUUUUAGUGUAUUGGUUGGUUAUGAAGAUACUAUUAUCUAUUUGUAAAUCGCUACUUUGUAUUUUAUGCAUGCUCUGUAACUUGAUUUAUUUUUAUUUUUAUUUUAUUUUUUAGUUAUUGAUUGGAAUAUAUUCACAUUCUAAUAAACAGUUAUAGGGGGACUAUUC
Messenger RNA from Hyaena hyaena (striped hyena), 2415 nucleotides. RefSeq names its product RAB11A, member RAS oncogene family (gene RAB11A). The coding region runs from base 141 to 791 and encodes 216 amino acids. Lineage: Eukaryota; Metazoa; Chordata; Mammalia; Carnivora; Hyaenidae. Gene Ontology annotation, molecular function: GTP binding; GTPase activity. The record is from RefSeq and is a predicted model, not a curated record. The transcript is spliced from 5 exons. Gene Ontology annotation, biological process: melanosome transport; neurotransmitter receptor transport, endosome to postsynaptic membrane; exocytosis. Gene Ontology annotation, cellular component: transport vesicle; postsynaptic recycling endosome; axon.